Messenger RNA from Varanus komodoensis (Komodo dragon), 2703 nucleotides. RefSeq names its product 7-dehydrocholesterol reductase (gene DHCR7). Gene Ontology annotation, cellular component: endoplasmic reticulum membrane. NCBI's taxonomy places the organism in Eukaryota, Metazoa, Chordata, Lepidosauria, Squamata, Varanidae. The record is from RefSeq and is a predicted model, not a curated record. Gene Ontology annotation, biological process: brassinosteroid biosynthetic process; cholesterol biosynthetic process. Gene Ontology annotation, molecular function: 7-dehydrocholesterol reductase activity. Bases 85 to 1509 code for a protein of 474 amino acids. The transcript is spliced from 8 exons.
UUGUCCCCUUGUUUUCGUCUCUGGUUAAGAUCUAACAAAGGAGUUCCUCUUUCGCGUGCAGCUGAAAGAGAAGAGCAGGUUCAAAUGACAUCUCAUAGGGAAACUCAGUUUUCUGAAGGCGGCAGAAGUAAAAGUGUCAUGAACGGAGCUGGAACCUCCCAAGGACAAUGGGGUAGAGCCUGGAAAGUUGACUGGUUUUCCUUAGUGGGUGUCAUCUUUCUGCUCCUGUUUGCCCCCUUCAUUGUGUAUUAUUUUAUAAUGUCGUGUGAUCAGUACAACUGUUCUCUAACUAAACCAGCUAUUGACUUGCUCAUGGGAAAAGCCCACCUUUUGGAUAUCUGGAACAAGACACCACAAUUGACCCGGAAAGCUGCAACCCUAUAUACUUCUUGGGUAAUUUUCCAGGCAUUUUUGUUCAUGCUUCCUGACUUUUGCCAUAAGUUUCUUCCUUACUAUCGAGGAGGGGUACAAGAAGGUGCUGUGACACCUGCUGGCAUAGUACUUAAAUAUGAAAUCAAUGGACUUCAAGCGUGGCUUAUCACACAUGCACUCUGGUUUGCAAACAUUUAUUUCUUCCAUUGGUUCUCACCCACCAUCAUUUUUGACAACUGGAUUCCACUCUUAUGGUGUGCAAAUAUCCUGGGCUAUUUGGUGUCUGUAUUUGCACUAAUAAAAGCCUAUUUUUUCCCAUCUAAUGCAAAAGAUUGCAAAUCCACUGGUAACUUCUUCUAUGACUUCAUGAUGGGGGUUGAAUUUAAUCCUCGUUUAGGAAAGUGGUUUGAUUUCAAACUGUUUUUCAAUGGUCGCCCAGGAAUUGUAGCAUGGACUCUUAUUAACCUCUCCUAUGCCGCAAAACAACAGGAAUUGUAUGGACGUGUAACAAACUCCAUGAUACUUGUCAAUGUCCUGCAGGCAAUUUAUGUUUUGGACUUUUUCUGGAAUGAAGCUUGGUAUCUGAAAACAAUUGACAUCUGCCACGAUCACUUUGGAUGGUAUCUGGGCUGGGGAGACUGUGUCUGGCUGCCUUAUCUCUAUACCCUGCAGGGAUUGUACUUAGUCUACCACCCUGUUCAACUUGCCACAGGUAACGCAGUUGGAAUUCUACUGCUGGGUCUGGUAGGCUACUAUAUCUUCAGGAUGGCCAAUCAUCAGAAAGAUCUCUUUCGUCGCACUGAUGGCAACUGUAAAAUCUGGGGCAAGAAACCCAAAUACAUUGAAUGCUUCUAUAUGUCAGCUGAUGGGACCAAACAUCAUAGUAAACUGUUGACAUCAGGAUUCUGGGGAGUGGCGCGCCAUUUUAACUAUACAGGAGACUUGAUGGGGUCCCUGGCGUACUGCCUCUGUUGUGGUUUUCAGGACAUCCUCCCUUAUUUCUACAUCAUUUACAUGACCAUUCUUCUGGUCCAUCGCUGCAUCAGGGACGAACACCGAUGUGCCGGCAAGUAUGGCAAGGAUUGGAAGCGGUAUACUGAUACAGUACCAUACCGUCUUUUUCCAGGGGUUUUUUAAAUAUUUCAAACAUUAAAUAUAUUUUGGAGGCCACCUAUGAACAAUAUAUUAUCAAUGGAGCAAGUUUUAAAGAUGAGCUAUAUCUUUUGGAUCAUCUAAUGGGGAAUGACACACGCAUUUGUUAAAACCGUUGUACCACUGAACUUACAUAAACUUUUUAGGGAUUAUUUUGUGUUUUAAAAAGUCAUUUUGUACUGUUUUUAAUUACUUUUGUCCAAAUAAGCUUCAAAUUUAAAAAUUAAGGAAAUAUUAGUUAUAAUAAAAUCCAUUGUGUUAUUUCAUUGUGGGUUAUAGUCAAUAGAGGGAAAUGAAGUAGGAGCUAAGUAGGCCCUUUAAGAUGUUCUUUUCUGUCAUGUAUUUUGUUCAAUAGUUGUUCCUGAAGAUUGUGUCUUGAGUGGGAUCUUGAACUAUAAAUGAAAGAAAUUUAUUGUCUGAUCUUCCAAUAGACUUUCUGUAGCUGGAUAGGAGAUUCUGGAGGUUUCAUUAAAUUUCAAAUGCAGAUUUGUGAGAAAGAACAACAGAGGAAGGAAACAAUUAGGAGGACUUUGAUUAAUUUGUUUGUUUUCUAGAAGUGUGCUGAACUGCGGCACUCACUAAUUAUCUUAGAAAGUUCCUGUAUUCUAUUGAUACAAGUCCACUCUCAAAAAUAAGGGAUACAGUGUAUGAAAUAUGUUGCUGUGGCUAAUCUCAAUUUUUUGAAAGCUGUGUGUCCCAGUUGAUUAGAAUUGGACUCAGCAUAUAAAAAUGUAAUACAGGAUUAAAAUUUUUUAUUGCAAGAUGGAAACUGCAGAAGCAGACUGCAGUUGACUUAAAAUCAGUGUUACAUAUAACUAAGGAUUAUGUGUAAUGACUCACAUGUUUUAUAUAACACAGUUAAAAGAGAUUAUUGGCAUAAUUAUUGCAAAUACUUCACAACUUUGAGAACAUUAUUCUCAGAUCAUCUUGCUUAUACAUGUCCAUGUGUGUGAUACUUAUCAUACAGCUCAAUCUGGGGUUGAGGAAUGGAAUGGAGACUAGCUCUAAAGUACAUAGAGGCUUUCGCAUUCCUAGAAUUGGCUGUUUAGGAUGAUGGACUGGAAAAAAAGCAGGAUCAACAGCCAAUAGAACUCUGGACUAGUGUGAUCCAGAGCAACGCAUGGAAAGCAAUGUGUAUAUUUUCACCUGCAGUGAAAUAAAAAAUUGAACUUACACCUG